UGAAUAUUUACAAACAGGUUCGCACGUGUCGCAUCGCGGCCUGGGCGACGUGAAGCAAUAGUUUCCAUAAUAACUUGAUUACUACCAGCUUCCUAGGCCUAUCCUGUCGCCUGCGAACAGGAUGGGGAGCUACAGCCAGGUGGAGCACACACGGAUAGAGGACAUUGGCUUCAGGAUCUACACUGAAGAUGAGAUCCGUCACAUCUCCCUGGUAGAAGUGACCAAUGACGAAUCCUUCAAUGAACUGGGGCACAUCAUCCCCAGCGGCCUCUAUGAUCUUCGCAUGGGCCCAGUGCCAGGCAGGACUAAAGAUAUUUGUCAGACAUGUGGUAAGACCAAUUUACGCUGCCAAGGACACUGUGGGCACAUAGAGUUGCCACUGCCUGUGUACAAUCCCUUCUUUUAUAAUGUGCUGAACAAAACACUGCGAGGGAUUUGCUGCAACUGUCACAGGAUUCAGGUUCGGGCCCACCAUGUGUUGCUCCUGAAGUACCAGAUGCAGCUGCUGGAUGCCGGAUAUGGCUAUGAGGCACUUGAGCUUGAGAACAUCCUGUCACGCUCUAUAUCCAGCCCCAUGGAGGCCACAGAGGUUGCAGUGGGGAUAGAUGAUAAAGAGCUAUCUCAGAAGGAUGCGGGCAUCGUGGCAGAUCUAAUGAACUUAAAGAAGACCCUUUCCAAGUACUGUGACAAGGUGAUCAGAGGCGGCACCUGCAGCCCGGAGACCUCCACCUCCAUCAUCAAGAAUCUGGAGACAGAAGUAGUGAAGUCCUUCAUCAAGAAGUGUUACUACAGUGAUAAGAAGCGGUGCAUCUUCUGCCACCAGUCCAUUGUCAGGCUCACACUGCAGAACUCGCGUUUCAUCAGGUCCGGAGUGAACAAGAAGGAAAAGGACAAGGACAAGGACAAGGACAAGGACAAGGAUGGACAGACAGAGGAAGUGGAGGCAGAGAGGGAAGAAAGAGAAGAGGAAGGGGGAAAAUGGAGAAGAGAAAUCUAACACCAUUCCUGGAUGCUCAGUCAUAUAUCACUUCAGAACAGGCUAGAGACAUUCUGAGGCAAUGCUGGGACAAGAACCAGGAGGUGCUGGCUGCUCUGUAUCCAGUUCUCGCCACCAGUGAACUUCCGUACCCAACUGACAUCUUCUUCCUCAACACACUCAUGGUGGUGCCUCCAAA
Messenger RNA from Scylla paramamosain (green mud crab), 1175 nucleotides. RefSeq names its product DNA-directed RNA polymerase I subunit RPA1-like. The record is from RefSeq and is a predicted model, not a curated record. Gene Ontology annotation, biological process: DNA-templated transcription. Bases 122 to 997 code for a protein of 291 amino acids. The transcript is spliced from 7 exons. NCBI's taxonomy places the organism in Eukaryota, Metazoa, Arthropoda, Malacostraca, Decapoda, Portunidae. Gene Ontology annotation, molecular function: DNA binding. Gene Ontology annotation, cellular component: RNA polymerase I complex.